Annulohypoxylon truncatum is the source of this 1742-nucleotide messenger RNA. RefSeq lists its product as uncharacterized. NCBI's taxonomy places the organism in Eukaryota, Fungi, Ascomycota, Sordariomycetes, Xylariales, Hypoxylaceae. Bases 495 to 1574 code for a protein of 359 amino acids. The transcript has 3 exons. Gene Ontology annotation, molecular function: metallopeptidase activity. The record is from RefSeq and is a predicted model, not a curated record.
GGGCAAUUUCUGUUAAUCCUACGACGAUCACUUCAAACUCCUUUCUGUGUUACCUUUUUCGAUCAAAGCCUCUACUAUUGUUUGACGACCGCGUCGCCAUCUGUCAUGUCUUCAUACUGCUCGUCUGUCUAUAUAAAGCCCCGCUUUCCUACGCAUGUUGUCCACUUCCUACCACCUCUUUUUAUAUAUAUAUAUAUACCAUGAUCUCUACAUUCUUUGCCUGAAUGCUACGGAGCACGGGUAAUAACCUAUGAACUAGUUUUAAAGUCAACUGUGUGCUGUUAUAUUAUGGAGGCAUGGCCCUACGAGAUGGUCCAUAAAAUGAACUUGACACUUGGAACAAGGCAGCUCCUGACAUAUUGGCUACUCACACACUAUAUUUCUACCCCAACACUGACACUAACUUUGAUGCAGUCAAAGCCGUUCUCAAAGAGAGUGAAGUCUCUCUUUAUUCCUAUACGGCCUGUAGGUCCUCUUGCGAGGAAUUCGAUGAUAUGGAGGUGUUGGUCGAUAUGGACUCUCUCUUAAUUAUGAGUCGUUGCAUCAUCCAGAAUUACAGUGAUAGGCCUCGUUCAACGACCGAAACUAAAGGAGGAAGCCAACAUUUGCAGUCUCUGGCAAUUUCCGCAUCUAACAAUGGCACCGUCAUCGUUCUAGAACACAUGGGAAAUGGCAGACCAACUCGUACAGUAGUUAGGAGCUAUGAGCCCGGAGGACCGUCAUGCGAUUCUAAUGGAUCCAACGACAAUGGUGACUAUUCAUCACCAUCACAAACUUCGAUUGGCGCAGCUCUUUCUGACUCUGACGACGAAAGUGAUUCAGGGGUUGAUGUUAACUCUCGUCCUGAUAUUGGCACGCUUCCAAAACAGAUAGAAGCAGUUGUCAAAAAUGACCCAACUCCUACGAGCGUUCCAAGGCUGUUUUGGUACCACUGCAAGACGGAACCGACCUCCAUCAACAGCGUAUACGUACGUGUCAGGUCUCCCGGCCUCAUUUAUCGAUGGAAACCAGGGUCUACGAUCACAUUUAAUGUGAAUUGUGAUAGCUUCCCCAGCACUACCUAUAGGGAAUACGCCGCCGCUAGUCUCGAGAGGGCAGCCGAGGAAAGGAACAAGGGCAAGGUUGGCGUGCGGUUCGAAAGAAUCGCAGACGAAAAACCUGCCGUAUUCCAACUCAAAUAUUCUGAUUGUUGCCGAUGCCACCCAGACCACUUGGCGGUGUCUUUCUUCCCUAGAGACCCGCCCUCUGAUCGACGGCUAUGCGUGUACGGACCAGCUUUCGAAGACGCGCUAAUCCAUAAGCACAUGGCAGACAUUUUCUGCCAUGAGCUUGGUCACAUCCUUGGUCUGCGUCACGAAUUCGCACAGACGUGCCCGAAAGAGCAGCAAGAUCUGUCAGUACAGUUGGGCAAACGCAAUGAUUCAUCGGUUAUGAAUUACUUCGACCACCCGGGCCUGUUUCGCAUCCAGGAAACCGACUAUGAUGGCGUGAGACGACUUUAUGAGUCUUGCAAUGGUGGACUUGACGGAUACAAGAUUGUGGAUGAAUCUCCUAGACCUUUUGCACCUUUGUAACAUUUCUACCUAAGGCAAAUGUUAUACUUGCGAGCUUGCAAAGCUGCCUAUCACGCUAGAAUCUGUUAUGGGAAUCUAGCGGUAUAUUUCUAGUUUUAAAUGCGUGUAAUUGCCCUAAGAAGAUAUGUUCGUGGAGUUCUCGUGAGCCGUUAGUAUGAAAGUAUACGU